Molecule: messenger RNA, 603 nt
Organism: Aureobasidium musti
Lineage: Eukaryota; Fungi; Ascomycota; Dothideomycetes; Dothideales; Saccotheciaceae
Source: the annotation of a GenBank genome assembly
AUGUUCGAAAACUACACAGUGACCGCAUCGCGUCAUCCGUCAUCGCUACCACUCAGUUGUGAUGGCUUGUUUGGACCUGACUGGACUCUACCUCGUACUUCAUCACCACGCGAUUCUCAAAUUUCCAUCACACAACUCUCGCAACAAUUCAGCGAAAUGCGCUACACAUCGCAACCCUUCUUUUAUCCCCAACACAAGCCAUCAAAUGCCGAGUGCGAGCUGGACUCGACAUUAAGCUCUGCUGAUUAUGUGGGUUCGCUAUCUCCUUCUAGGAGGCGAUCUCACAGGCAGCAUGGUGUACGAAUGCUCUGCGAUCCGUUCCACCUUCGCAGCAUUCAAGACAUGGUGGACAAGAUGGUCCAAACUGGAGAUCAAUGCGCCAUAUCAUCACCUCGGGCUUCAACCCCAUCAUCUACGGAGGAUGAAGGUUACAGCAGUCUCGACGAGAACCGACGCAACGGCUCGAUAUCUUCAGUCUCGUCUGCUGAAUCUGGCGCGUCUUCAUUGUCGUUCAGACGUUCCGUGGAUUCCAUCACUGGUGCCUGUGUCUCGAAAAACGUUCGCGUCAAGAAGGCUCGCAAUGCGCGGAGUCUUCCCAAGUAG